Coccidioides posadasii C735 delta SOWgp is the source of this 1777-nucleotide messenger RNA. RefSeq lists its product as uncharacterized. NCBI's taxonomy places the organism in Eukaryota, Fungi, Ascomycota, Eurotiomycetes, Onygenales, Onygenaceae. The record is from RefSeq and is a predicted model, not a curated record.
GUGCAUAAUAAUAUAGAGGUCCGGCCGUUCCCACCCCCGCGUCAUUUGUUCUCAAGUCCAUGGGAUCCCUGGCCAUCCUGGCUGGAUCUGGACAUCUCCUCGAGAAAAACCAACACGUCGCCCGGCUCUUUUAAUCGAACUUCUACUUUCUCUGUGCUUUGCUUCCGGAAAGCUAGCAACCAUGCCUGGCGGCUUCCACCCUCCCAAGGAGGUCAUGCUCAGCUGGCCUCCGAGAAAUUAUGUGAAUCCCGAGCAGAGGGGUGACGGCGUGGUCAUCUUGACUGGAGUGUUUGGUGUACUUAUGUUAAUCGUGGUUGGCCUACGGCUAUGGGUGCGCUUCAGGAUGCAGCGUGAGCCAGGCGUUGACGACUACAUUAUUGCUGCAGCUGUGCUACCGGCAAUUGGCUUGGCCGUCUGCAUGGGCCUGAUCAAUCCUCUACAUGAAGGGUACCGACAUAUCUGGGAUACCCCCAUUCAGAACUUCGUUGCAAUAAUAAAGCUGAACUGGAUUGCCCAAGUCUUUUUUCUCUUCAGCAACAUAUUAACUAAGAUCUCUGUUCUUGUGUUGUACAUGCGCGUGAUCAAAGGCACAGCAAACAAAAUCUUUCUUAAUGUGGUCAGAGGGGCUAUUGGCAUCCUUGUGGCCUAUGCCACUUCCGGUAUUGUCUUGCUGUGCCUGCAGUGCAAGCCGAUCACGGCAUAUUGGGACCAGUUCAACCUUUUAAAUCCACCCAAGGGCAAGUACACAUGUUGGGAUGAAGGCAUCCUGCCUCUCUAUGCAGUCAUCUUCAAUGUUUUUACUGAUCUGAUGGUGACGUGUCUGCCCAUGUUCCUCUUUGUGCAGCUGAAGAUGCCAUUCAGAGAAAAGAUGUCACUUGCAGCCGUUUUUGGAAUGGGUUUCAUCGUUUGCAUUUCUGGCAUGAUCCGGAUAUACUACUACUAUACCAUUUUUUAUCGCACCUACGAUAUUACCUGGGUUGCUUAUGAAGUAUGGAUAUGGACUGUGGUUGAAUGCAAUCUUGGAAUCAUCUGUGCCUCCAUCCCACCUCUCCGACCACUCUUCAAACGGUUCCUCCGAGGCACCUUGUACGGCAGCGGCUAUCCUCAGAACAGCUACUCAAGCCGAAGUAAGAACACCACCAACCCAGGCGAUCACUUCGAGCAGGAUGCUCAGUCCUACCAUCUCCGAAAUACGCCGCGUCAUACCAAAUCCACCGAGUGGGACAAGGACAGCAAUUCUAGCUCCAUGCCACUGGAGCGCAAUCCUCGAGACGGGAUAAUGAGGACGGAUAACUUUGAGAUAACGUAUAACCAUGGCCUGAGACCUCACGAGGCUCAUGCGCCAGUCUGAAAAGAUAAACAUGAAGCAUGGAAAAAGAAAAAAAAAAAAGAAAGACAGACGAACCAAUCACCACCAUCCACCAACCAGAAUAUUCCGCCCUUUUGUUUUUAGCGAAUUUUCCCUCCUGUCAGAAUUCUUAUCUUCCAUGCACUAAUGUAUUAACUAAUGUACUGUACAUGCACGACGAUAAAAACUCUUGCAUACCUUAAACUAAUACUGCAGUCCUCUUGAUGCAGGCAUCAAAUUGCAUCAAACUUUUCUUGACACAAAGUGUUUAAGCACUCAUGGGUCUAGAAAUACCCUACAUCACAUCUCGGCCAGAUAAGCAAAGAAAAGCAUGGUUAUGAAGAUGGGGGGGGCCGCCGCUUUGCAUCGCUCAAUGGAGUCCGAGGGGAACGUCGAACCCCAUCUGCCACGUUUUUUUUUUGAGUUUUG